Hevea brasiliensis (rubber tree) is the source of this 423-nucleotide messenger RNA. RefSeq names its product beta-glucosidase 18-like. The coding region runs from base 1 to 423 and encodes 140 amino acids. Gene Ontology annotation, molecular function: beta-glucosidase activity. Lineage: Eukaryota; Viridiplantae; Streptophyta; Magnoliopsida; Malpighiales; Euphorbiaceae. Gene Ontology annotation, biological process: carbohydrate metabolic process. The transcript has 3 exons. The record is from RefSeq and is a predicted model, not a curated record.
AUGAUAUUGGCGCAUGUCACAGCAACUGAAAUUUAUAGAAAGAAGUAUCAGGAAAAACAAGGAGGGAAGAUCGGCAUUGUACUACAUAUCUAUUGGCAUGAGCCACUGAGAGACAUUCCAGCCGAUAGUGUGGCUGCUCAACAAGCUCUAGGUUUCAUUGCGGCUUGGUUUAUGGAUCCCAUUAUGUUUGGAGAGCACCAACCAGAAAUGCAACAAAUAGUAGGCAUAAGGCUAACAUCAUUUUCAGCGGAGGAUAAAAGGAAAUUGGCAAACAAAUUGGAUUUCAUUGGAAUCAACCAUUAUAGCACCCUCUACGCAAAGGAUUGCUUGUUGGCACCAUGCAAUUAUCAUGAUGAUUUACUUAAGAUACAUUUACUUAUGGAACUGGAGAGAAAGAUGGAGUUCUUAUCGGAGAGCCCGUAA